Messenger RNA from Lolium perenne, 928 nucleotides. RefSeq names its product auxin response factor 13-like. Gene Ontology annotation, molecular function: DNA binding. NCBI's taxonomy places the organism in Eukaryota, Viridiplantae, Streptophyta, Magnoliopsida, Poales, Poaceae. Gene Ontology annotation, biological process: regulation of DNA-templated transcription; response to hormone. The record is from RefSeq and is a predicted model, not a curated record.
UCCUCCUCCUCUUCCUCUUCCACCGCCGCCUCCUGCCUCCACCUCCGGUUAUCCAUCCUCUUUCACUCCCCCUCGACAUCCUCGCCUCUCCCCCAUGGCCGCCCCCGCCGCCGCCGACCUGCUGCUGGACCGCGCUGUUUGGCUCGCAUGCGCCGGUCCCUUCGCACGCCUCCCCUCCGUCGACGCAAAAGUCUAUUACUUCCCAAGAGGCCACGCCGACCAGUGCCGCGGCGCCAACCCUCCGCUCCAUCUGCUCCUCCAAGACGCCAAACAACGCUGCACCGUCAAAUCCAUUGAGCUGCACUACCGCCCCACCACCGAUGAGCCUUACGCGGUGAUUACUCUAGACCAUGACCGAGAGCUCGAGCUGCUCCCCGCGGCCAUCCAACAAGAAGAGCCUACCGAGAUGAGGUACUUUGUCAGGCAUCUCACUCGCACCUCCGACGACCGCUCUCCCCUUUCCGUCACAUCCUGCGCGCUCUCCAUCUUCCCUCCCCUGCCACCCGGCGCACAUAACCAGCUUCUGGAGGCUGCGGAUGUGCACGGCCACCGCUACACCUUCAACCACUCCCUCCAAGGCGGGAAACACAGGCUGUUCGCCGGCUGGAGCCGUUACUGCGGAGAUAAGAAGUACAACGUCGUCCUGGACAGGAUCGCCGUCGUCUUCAUACGCCCACGCGCCGCAGAAGCACGCUUCAUCAUCGGCUCGCGCCGCGGCCCCGGGCCAAGCCUCCACAUCGCCACGGACCUCGUCGGCAACGUCGUGCAAGCCACACAGGCCGCGGCGGCGGCGGGAGCCCAGUCCUUCACCGUUAUCUACUACCCGCGCUAGGGCUGGCCGUACGUCGUGCCGAGGAAGGAAGCGGACGACGGGCUUGCCUUCGACUGGCAGGUCGGGAUGCACGUCCGCAUGCGCGUCCCAGUGGAC